Messenger RNA from Triticum aestivum (bread wheat), 917 nucleotides. RefSeq names its product blue copper protein. Gene Ontology annotation, molecular function: electron transfer activity. The transcript is spliced from 2 exons. NCBI's taxonomy places the organism in Eukaryota, Viridiplantae, Streptophyta, Magnoliopsida, Poales, Poaceae. The record is from RefSeq and is a predicted model, not a curated record. The coding region runs from base 85 to 576 and encodes 163 amino acids. Gene Ontology annotation, cellular component: plasma membrane.
UGUGUAUAAAUAGACCCUAGCUCCGACCUGCUGUCGAGCGUAGAACGACAGCAGUUAUCCGCUUAUCAGGGAUUUCAGUCGAGCAUGGCGUCCUUUUCUGCCGCUCUCGUCGGGCUGCUGGUCGCGAGCUGCGCCGCGGCGGCCGCGGCCACGACGUUCGACGUCGGCGACGGGCACGGCUGGCAGACCGGCGUCGACUACACCGACUGGACGUCCGACAAGACGUUCGCGGUCGGCGACACGCUAGUGUUCAACUACACGAGCAAGGCGCACACGGUGACGGAGGUGAACAAGAGCGGCUACGACGCCUGCUCCGGCGGCAACUCGCUGAGCAACGACGACAGCGGCGCCACCACCAUCACGCUCACGACACCCGGCGUGCACUACUUCAUCUGCGACAUCCCCGGCCACUGCGCCAACGGCAUGAAGCUCGCCGUCACCGUCACGGUCGCGGGGGUCUCCACGACGGGAGGCACAAUCCCUGCCGGCGCCGCCGGGGGAUCCCUCGUGCCGGCGAUGAGCGGCCUCGUCACCGCCGCCGCGGUGGCUCUGAUCGCGCUCGCGCUGUUCUGUUGAAGACCGUCGUCGACGUUGGUGAGUAUGGUCAGGGCAAAGACACCGCAGUUGGAUUCGUGUGCACGGGUAAUAAGUUCGCUGUGUUUUUUGCUACGUUUUCUGGCGCGCCACUCUUCACCAUGCAUGUGACGUGUUUGUUGGUUUGUGGCGCGGCCUGUGUGUGCCGCCGCGAGUGUCGUCGUGAUGCCUGAGCAUUCGUUGUGUGAUUGUGUGAAAUGGGUGGUAGCUAAAGUUUCAUGUGGUCAGUGUAAGCAAGUCACAGUUCAACACGCGUCCCUACACCACAACCUCUUUCUUCCUCGAAUACAUUUCCGGGUGCAAAGAAAUUAUUGUGUGCCUAA